CUGGUGACAUAGAAGAUGGUAACAGGCCCUUUCUCCGUUCCACCCUCUCCAGAGGCUCAGAUCACCAUGAUGCAGCAGCGGAUUGAGCGCUUGACUCUGCUCAAUGAGAAGCAAGCGGCUGACCAGCUGGAGCCCAAGGAAAUGGAGGAGCUGCGGGAGAAGAACGAGAGCCUGAUGCUGCGCUUGCACGAGGCUCUCAGGCAGUGCCAGGACCUGAAGACCGAGAAAGGCCAAAUGGACCGAAAAAUCAACCAGCUCUCCGAGGAGAACGGGGACCUUUCCUUCAAGCUGCGGGAGAUCGGCAGCCACCUGGUGCAGCUGCAGGAGGCCCUGAACGAGCUGUCGGAGGAGCACAACGCGGUGGCGCAGGCGCAGGAGAAGCAGGGGCAGCUGGAGGGCGAGCUGCGUGCUGCCCUGCACGAGAAGAAAUGCUCGGAAGAGAUGGUGGAGAUUCUCCGGGGGAAGAUUUCUCUGCUGGAUGACCAACUGGCCAAACUGGGGGACAGCAGCGCCCAGGAGAAGGGAGAGGUCAUGGGGGACGUCCUGAAGCUGGAGGAGCUGAAGCAGGAGGUGUCCGGCCUCACUGCAAAAGGGGCUGAGCUCCAGGCCACUGUCCUGCAGCUGGAGGAGGAGAAGCAGCAGCGAGAGGCAGCCCUGCAAUGCGAACGCGGCCGCUUCGAGGAAGAGAAGCAGCAGCUGGGCAACCUCAUCGCCAACCUCCAGAGCUCCCUCUCCGAGAGCCAGCGGGCCCAGGAGGAGCUGCAGCAGGACCUGCGGGCGCGGGAGGCCGAGGCGGCGGCCAGGCACGCGGCGGAGGCCGAGCGGCUGGCCGCCCUCGACGCCCAGCACGAGAAGACGCUGCGGGAGAGAGAUUCAGCCCUGCAGCAGCUCCAGCAGCUCGGGGAGGCCAACGCCGCCCUGAGCAGCCAGCUGCAGGCCGUGGCGCAGGCCCGCGACGCCGGGCAGGCCGCCUGGGCGGAGGAGAAGGCUGAGCUGAGCCGCAGGGUGAGCGAGCUGGAGGGCAGGAUCCUGGAGCUGGGGGCCCAGCAGCAGCAGCAGGGAGCGGCGGAGGAGCUGCGAGCGCGGCUGCGGGAGCUGGAGGGCAGGCUGCGCGACAGCCAGCAGAGGCUGGCCGACAGGGAGAAGCUGGCACGGGAGAACAUGCGCCUGCAAGAGCGGCUGCUCUUCCUGGAGGAAUCCCUGCGGAACACCGAGGGGAUCCUGGAGGAUGAGAAGAGGCGAGCGGCCGAAAGCCUGGAGAGCAGCCUGGCCAGGAUCGCCGAGCUGGAGGCAGAGAGGCAGCAGCUGCAGCGGGAGCGGGGUGAGGAGCCGGCCGAGCGCCGGGCGCUGGAGGAGAGCGGGGAGAAAGAAACCGGAGCCUCCGCCGCCGCCCGAGGGGAGGACGGCGAAUGUGCGCGGCUGGAGGAGGAGAUGCGGGCGCUGAGCCGGGAGCACGGCCGGGUCUGCCAGCAGCUGCGAGCCGAACAGGAGAAGGCGGCGGUGCUGGAGACGCGGGCAGAACGCCUGGCCACCGAGCACCGGGAGAAGCUGGCCGCUCUCCAGGCCGACCUGUCCAGCGCCCGGGCGCAGGCGAAGGAGAAGGAGGGCGAGGAGCAGAAGCUGAGGGCCGAGGUGUCCUCGCUGCGGGAGAGGGUGGCCAUCACCGAGCAAGCCGCAGCCCAGCGCGUGGCCGGGCUGGAGGCCGAUGCCCGGCGAGCUGCCGAGGCGCUGGAGGGGCUCUCCCAGCAGCUCUCCCAGGAAAAGCUCAAAUCCAAGGAGCUGGAAGCUGCCGCGGAACGGCUGCGGAACGCGGAGGCCGAGCUCUCCCGGGCGGCCGCCACCGGCCGGCAGCGGGAGCUGGAGGUGGAGGUGGAAAUGAAGAAGUUGUCCGGGGAGGUGACGCUGCUGGGCGCCCGGCUGGAGGAGACGCUGCGGGAGCACCAGCAGGACCUGGCGCGCUGGGAGGAGGAAGCCGAACGCUUGCGGCAGGAGGUGGAGCGGGCCAAGGCGGAUUGUGCCGCCGAGCGAACCCGCAAGGCGGAGCUGGAGGUGAAGCUGCAAAACUCCCUAAACGAGCAGAGGGUGGAGCGGUCGGCGCACCGGGAGGAGCUGGAACGGUCCCGGGAGCUGCUGGAGGAGAAGGACGGGGAGAUGGAGGAGCUGCGGCGGAAAAACGUCUCACAGGGCGAGGAGCUGAGGGACCUGCAGAAGACGGUCAGCAAGCUGAAAGGAGAGCUCGCCGCAGCCAAGGUGGACAACGAGCCGCGGGAAAGGGACGGUGUCCAAGCCACCUGCUCAAAGGAUGCGUCUGUCAAAAGCUCGGAGAAGAAAACCCAUCCCAGGGAGCAGGAACCCGGCUCGAACCGGGACCUUCCCCCGGAGAAGCUGAAGGAGAUGCAGGCGCUGCGGUUGCGAGUGGAAGGGCUGGAGCAGAAGUGCAGGGAGCAGCAGGAGGUCAUGGCCGCCCGCGAGCGAGCGGCGGCCGAGGCGGCGCUGGUGGAGCGAGCGGAGCUGGAUGGCUCAAGGAGGGACGCGGCCCAGCAGAAGGAGAAGGUGGUGGAGCUGCAGAAGCUUCUGGAAGCCUCGAGGUCGACGCAGGCUCUGCACGACGCCACUGUGGACGCCCUGCGGAAGGAGCUGCAGGAGAAGGGCAGGGAGCUGAGCCAGAGCAAAAGCGCCGCGGCCGCCGCCGAGAAAGAGCUGGCGUCCCUCCGCUCCGCCGCGCAGGAGAAGGGCCGCUCCGAGGAGAACUGGAAGGAGCAAGUGUCCCAGUGUGUCCAGGAGCUGGAGAGGAAGAACAGCCUGAUCGGCAGCCUGGAGCACGAGGUUUCCAUCCUGCACCGGCAGGUGACGGAGAAGGAAGGGGAGAGCAAGGAGCUGAAGCGCCUGAUCCUGGCCGAGUCGGAGAAGAGCAAGAAGCUGGAGGAGAGGCUGCGGGUGCUGCAGACGGAGAUGGCCACCGCCGCCUCCCGCGCGGCCGAGAGGUGCUCGCUGAUGAAGGUGGAGGUGCAGCGGUGCCAGGAGGAGAUGGAGAAGCAGCGCUUGGCCAUCGAGGCUCUGAAAAGGGACCGGCAUUGCCAGAGCCAGCGGGAGGACGAGCUGCGCCAGGAGGCGAAGGUCUGCCAGGACAAGUGUCUGCAGAAGGAGCAGCUCCUGGCCGCGCUGCAGCAGGAGCUCGGCGCUGCCCAGGCGCUCGCUGCCGAGCUGCCGGCGCUCAAGCUGCUUUACCAGCAGCUGCAAGCCGAGCGCGCCUCCCUGGAGAGCCAGCACCGGCAGGACCUGGAGCAGCGGGGGAAAACCCUGGCCGCCCUGCAAGCGGAGCUGGCGCGGGCCAAGCUGGAGGCGGCCGAGCUGCCGGCGCUGCGGGAGCGAUCGGCCGAGCAGGACCAGGCGGUGCAGCGGCUGCAGGCGGAGGCGGCGGAGCAGGCGGCGCGGCUGGCGGGGCUGCAGCAAGCCAACGCGCGGCUGGCGGAGGAGAACCGGGGGCUCAGCGAGAGCCGCAGCCGCGGGCAGCAGCGCUUGGAAGCGGAGCUGGGCCAGGCCAGGGAGAGACACGCGCGGGAGAUGGAGCGGCUGCGGGCGGCGUCGGAGGAGCUGGUGGCCGGCAGCCGGCAAGAGGCCGAGGAGGCGGCGCGGAAGCUGGAGGCGAUGAGGAGCGAGCACGAGAGCAGCAAAGCGGCGGCGCUGGAGGAGAGGAAGAAGCUGCUGGAGGAGAGGCAGAAGCUGACGGCGCAGGUGGAGCAGCUGGAGGUAUUUCGGAAGGAGCAAACCAAGCAGGUGGAGGAGCUGAAUAAAAAGCUGACCCAGCACGAGAAAGCCACGCGCAGCCAGCAGCAGCGAGUUAAGGAGCUGCAGGCAGAAGCCACCCGGCAGCAGGACAAGGUGACGGAGCUGCAGGCGCAGCUCGCCCAGAAGGAGCAAGCGGCCGAGCACUACAAAGGCCAGAUGGAAAAGGCAAAAACUCACUAUGACGCAAAGAAGCAGCAGAACCAGGACCUGGCGGAGAAGCUGAAGGCCAUGGAGCAGCUGCAGAAGGAGAACGCGGAGCUGCGGAGCGAGUCGGAGAGGUUGGCCAAGGAGCUGGAGCGGAGCGUCCUGCAGGCCAAGGAGUCGGAGCUGAGCUGCAGGAACCUCAGCAGCCAGGUCCGCAGCCUGGAGGCUCAGGUCGAAUUUGCCAAUCGGCAGCUCCGGGAUCUUGGCAAGUUCCAGGUGACGCCGGACACACUGAAGGGCCAGGAGACUUUCAGCCAGAACCCUGCGGACCUCAGCGCCGACAGCCUCGACCUCAGCAUGGACGACGCGCAGCCGCUCAACUCCACCAGGAAGGCCGGUCGCUCGCGGUUGGAGACGUCGGUGGCGUCGCAGCAGCUGCCGCGCAAGGUGGAGUCCCUGGAGAGCCUCUACUUCACCCCCAUCCCCAGCCGGACGCGGUCGCGGCUGGAGAGCAGCGCCGGCUCCCUGGGCGACGUCUCGCUUGAUUCCGGCUGCAAAACCCGCUCGGCGCGGCGCCGCACCACCAUCAACAUCACCAUGACCAAAAAACAAGCCAAGACCGAGGAACCCUCCAGCGCCGACAUCUCCUUCCGCAGCCUCCCGGCGCCUCCGCCCCCGAACGCCGACCCCGGCAGGAGCCGCCUGCGCUCGGCCGCCUCCACCCGCUCCCUCGCCAGCUUCUCCUCCCAGGAGUCCCUGGUCAAGCUGGAAACCUCCUCCCCCCAGGACCCCCCCAGCAAUUCGGCGCUGCUGGGGCUCCCCGGCUACCGGCCGGUCACCCGCAGCUCCCUGCGGCGCUUGCAGGGGGGCAGCAGCAGCUCCAGCCUCGGCCGGAGCAGCUUCUACCUGGGGACGUGCCAGGACGAGCCGGAGCAGCUGGACGACUGGAACCGCAUCGCGGAGCUGCAGCAGCGGAACCGCGCCUGCCCCCCCCACCUCAAAACCUGCUACCCCCUGGAGAGCCGGCCCUCCAACAUCCUGGGGACCAUCACGGACGAGGAGAUGAAGACGGGGGACCCCGAGGAGACGCUGCGCCGCGCCAGCAUGCAGCCCGGCCCCAUUGGCACCGGCAUCACCACCCGCCAGCAGCGCAAACGCCUCUCGGACGAGUCCCACCAGGGCCCCGACACCCCCGAGUCCAAGAAGCCAACCAGCUGCUUCCCGCGGCCGCAGACCCCGCGGGAGCGGCGCAGCUCCCAGCUCGUCCGCAGGAGCCAAGUGCAGCCCCCGGCCAAGCAGGUCGACAAGCGCCAGUCGCUGGCGUUCAGCAUCCUCAACACCCCCAAGAAGCUGGGGAACAGCCUCCUGCGCCGGGCGGCCGGGCGGAAAAGCACCCCCAAGGGCACCCCCCGCAGCGGCGCCCGCCGCUCCCCCCGCAUCGCCAGCGCCAAGUCGCCCAAGGGCAAGCCCAGUCGCCGAUCAGUCAAGGACACAAAAGUCUGAGGUGGCCCCAACGUGGGGAGGGCAAAGUGUCCCCUGUCCCCAGCCUGUGCUCCUCCCUGUCCCCCCACCUCUCCCUGUCCCCCCAGGGUCCACCAGCCCUGGUUGGGGGGACACAGAUGGCGCCACCUUCCCCGUGUGACACUGCCCUGUGUCCCACUGCUGUCCCUGGGCUAUGGGGGCACCUCCAGCAUCUGCACAUGGGGUGGGGGGGUCCCGAUCCUGCAGCCCCCCAGGAUGGGGACAUGGGGGAUGGAACAUCCUGGGAGCCCCUGGGGACAGCGUAGGGGGGGGGACGGUGACAUUUUUAACGUGUUUCUACUUGUAAAUAAAUUGUAUUUUUCUCCUGC
Columba livia (rock pigeon) is the source of this 5783-nucleotide messenger RNA. It is a transcript of the gene NUMA1, whose product is annotated as nuclear mitotic apparatus protein 1. Gene Ontology annotation, biological process: establishment of mitotic spindle orientation. Gene Ontology annotation, molecular function: microtubule binding. NCBI's taxonomy places the organism in Eukaryota, Metazoa, Chordata, Aves, Columbiformes, Columbidae. Gene Ontology annotation, cellular component: spindle microtubule; centrosome; spindle pole. The record is from RefSeq and is a predicted model, not a curated record.